Gadus macrocephalus (Pacific cod) is the source of this 1881-nucleotide messenger RNA. RefSeq lists its product as uncharacterized. Lineage: Eukaryota; Metazoa; Chordata; Actinopteri; Gadiformes; Gadidae. The record is from RefSeq and is a predicted model, not a curated record. The transcript is spliced from 2 exons. Bases 544 to 1515 code for a protein of 323 amino acids.
GAGCAGAACUAGAUGUUUAUUCCCUCUCUCUCAGUUCAGUUAGUUUAAUAAACCAGAAUGGUUGCACUUUUUCCAUAUCCACUAUUGCUUGAACCGUAAGCCUGCUGUGACCUUUCUCAUAUCUGGUGUUCCUUUAUAGUAGUGACAUAAUGACUUCAACGUGACAUGUAAGUAAUUGUGUUUUCUUUUAUUGAUAACUUUUGAAAACAGCUCGCCUGUUACAAUUGGUGCUGCUGAAUGCACAUGUGUUGCUGGAAAAGUCCUGUGCAAUCACAAUGUUGGACUUCUUUUUCAAACGGCACAUUACUCAACCCUGAGACUGAAGGCAGUUCCCCCCGUCCUUAGCUGCACAGAAACAGAGCAGAGAUGGCAUAAGCCACGGACUAUGGUAAGCACUUAAUACCAAAGUGAUCAUAUUAUUUAUUAUUAAUACUAUUGUUGUUAUUGUUCUUUGUGUACUUUUAUAGGGUGUGAAACCAGGUAGAGUGAGUGACAUGGUCGUCAUUUCUACAAAGCUUAAACCUAGGCAGUACACAGUUGCUGAUGGUGAGUAAGCGCUACAAAGCAGUGCUGGGGGACUUGCCGGACCCAGAUGUCCUGAAAGUUGCUGAGGCUUACCAAGACUUCACAGCAGACAUUGCUCCACUGAUAACCACCAUGGCAAUAACCGAGGAUGUUCCCCUUGUUCAGUCAGUAUUUGGACCAGUCCAGGAAGGUAGCCCCAUCUCUUACCAGCAUCCAGUACCAAUUAGUCGGGUAAUAGUCUGCCACCCAGACAGCCCCCCUCCACCACCUCUGCCAUUAGAAGGCUAUAGGCUGGAUCCCUCCACCUGUAAUUUUGUGUGCACUCAUGAACAGCAUCUCCAGUUAAUGUCACUUGCCAUUACCUUGGAUAUGGCAAGGAAGAUAGAGAUGGCUACAAGGGACCAGAGCAACAGUGUGGAGUGGCACCAAGUCAGGAAGCCGAGGCUCACUUCCUCUCGAUUUAGGGAGGUGUGCCAUGUGAGAGGGGACAGUUCUUCUCAGAACCUAGCAGAGAGAAUAUGGAAAGGUGGGGUUCAGACAGCGCUAAUGAAAAGGGGGCUGGCAUUGGAGCCUGUGGCCAUCCAAGAAUACACCAGGACGAAAAAUGUCAACUACUGGCCAUGUGGCUUUGUCAUACACCCAGAUGCUCCUUGGCUAGGAUCCUCUCCAGAUGGUCUUGUAUUUGAUCCAACUGAGAGCCCACCAUUUGGACCGAUAGAAAUCAAGUGCCCUAAUUCCAGAAGCUAUGUGGACUGCAAGUACCUAAAGAUGCAGAGUGGCACAUUAAAAUUAAAGCCCAGCCACAGCUACUACUGGCAAGUCCAGGGGCAGUUAUUACUCAACGGGAUGCAAUGGUGUGAUUUUAUUGUUCUGGCUGAGGAGGAGAUUCUUGUGCAGCGGAUCUACAGGGAUGCUGCGGUGGCAGGGGUUAUAAGGGAGAAGGGGGUUUAUUUAUUGUUUCACUUUUACCUCGGUAAAAACAGUGGUUGACUCUUUCCCCUUUUUCCAUCCACUUUGCUUUUCGAUUUAUAGUAUAAAAUGUUAGUUCUCUCAUAUAUUAGUUGUUCAUACUCUUGGUUUUUGUUCGUUCGUCUAGUAUAUCCUGGGCAUCGUCUUGUUUCCCCAGAAUGUUGUAAAUAUUUCAAUGUUAUAUUUGCUUGAUUAAAUUUUGCCUUCUCCAUGUAUAUCUUUGUAGCUUAGAAUUUUUUAUCUUCCAUAUAAUCGACCAAAUCUUUCUCAUCCAUUACUGUUCUAAUCUUUAUGUGCUCGUGGAUGAUACGAGAUGUCAAUGAUUGUGUGUUUUUUUAUUUCUCACCUGCAUUAUUUCCUUAUUAAAUUAUACAUUUUCUUAUGUCA